This is a messenger RNA of Lontra canadensis (Northern American river otter), 1323 nucleotides long. RefSeq names its product keratin 82 (gene KRT82). Gene Ontology annotation, cellular component: keratin filament. Gene Ontology annotation, biological process: intermediate filament organization; keratinization. Bases 1 to 1323 code for a protein of 440 amino acids. The record is from RefSeq and is a predicted model, not a curated record. The transcript is spliced from 8 exons. Lineage: Eukaryota; Metazoa; Chordata; Mammalia; Carnivora; Mustelidae. Gene Ontology annotation, molecular function: structural constituent of skin epidermis.
AUGUCGUGUCACUCCUUCCAGCUGGGCUCCCGAUGCGGUGGUCGGAGCUUCAGCUCCUGCUCAGCUGUCCUCCCCCGGAUGGUCACCCACUAUGCCGUGAGCAAGGGGCCGUGCCGGUCCGGGGGUGGGGGGGGCCUCCGCGCCCUGGGCUGCCUGGGCUCCCGGAGCCUGUGCAACGUGGGCUUCGGGAGGCCCCGGGUGGCCUCCAGAUGUGGCCUGCCCGGCUUUGGGUACCGAGUGGGGGCCCCCUGUGGGUCCUCGCCCUGCAUCGCCCCCGUCACCAUCAAUGAGAGCCUGCUGGUCCCGCUCGAGCUGGAGAUCGACCCAGCUGUGCAAAGGGUGAAGAGGGACGAGAAGGAGCAAAUUAAGUGCCUGAACAACCGCUUUGCAUCCUUCAUCAACAAGGUGCGGUUCCUGGAGCAGAAGAACAAGCUGCUGGAGACCAAGUGGAACUUCAUGCAGCAGCAAAGGUGCUGUCAGAGCAACAUCGAGCCCAUCUUCCAGGCCUACAUCUCUGCCCUUCGGCGGCAGCUGGACUGCGUGGCAGGCGACCGGGCCAGGCUGGAGUCCGAGCUCUGCAGCCUCCAGGACGUUCUGGAAAGCUACAAGAAAAAGUAUGAAGAGGAGCUCUCCCUUCGGCCCUGUGCUGAGAAUGAGUUUGUUGCCUUGAAGAAGGAUGUGGACACAGCCUUCCUGAUGAAGGCUGACCUGGAGACCAACGCGGAGGCUCUGGUCCAGGAGAUUGACUUCCUGAAAGGCCUGUAUGAGGAGGAGAUCUGCCUGCUCCAGUCUCAGAUCUCUGAGACCUCCGUCAUUGUGAAGAUGGACAACAGCCGGGAGCUGGAUGUGGAUGGCAUCAUUGCUGAGAUCAAGGCCCAGUAUGACGAUAUUGCCAGCCGCAGCAAAGCUGAAGCCGAGGCCUGGUACCAGAGCCGGUAUGAGGAGCUGCGGCUGACAGCUGGGAACCACUGUGACAACCUCCGCAACCGCAAGAACGAGAUCCUGGAAAUGAACAAGCUGAUUCAGCGGCUUCAGCAAGAAAUUGAGAACGUGAAAGCCCAGCGCUGCAAGCUGGAGGCUGCGGUGACCCAGGCGGAGCAGCAGGGUGAGUCAGCCCUCAGUGACGCCAAGUGCAAACUGGUAGGGCUGGAGGAGGCCCUGCAGAAGGCCAAGCAGGACAUGGCCUGCCUGCUCAAGGAGUACCAGGAAGUGAUGAACUCCAAGCUGGGCCUGGACAUCGAGAUCGCCACCUACAGGCGGCUGCUGGAGGGCGAGGAACACAGGUUGUGCGAAGGCAUCGGGCCUGUGAAUAUCUGUGAGUAG